Molecule: messenger RNA, 778 nt
Organism: Gossypium raimondii (Peruvian cotton)
Lineage: Eukaryota; Viridiplantae; Streptophyta; Magnoliopsida; Malvales; Malvaceae
Product: 14 kDa proline-rich protein DC2.15
Exons: 1
Coding region: 69-479 (136 amino acids)
Source: RefSeq, a predicted model, not a curated record
GAACACUUCUACCUUUUUAACUCUAAAGCCAAGAAAGCAAGCCACUAAGGUUUUGAGAGAAGAUCAAAAUGGCUUCUAAAAGAUCAGCUUCCAUGGUCCUCCUGUUGGCACUCAACAUUCUCUUUUUUUCCCUAGUCAGUGCUUGUGGCUCUUGCUCUUCACCCCACCCUAAACCAAGGCCAAACCCAAACCCCAACACCCCCACUCCUACUCCAUCUGCACAAGGCAGGUGCCCUAGGGAUGCCCUCAAAUUAGGUGUAUGUGCCAAUGUGCUUAACCUAGUCAAUGUCACCGUUGGUUCACCCCCAGUGAUGCCAUGCUGUUCCCUUCUCAAUGGCCUUGUCGACCUCGAAGCUGCUGCAUGCCUUUGCACCGCUAUCAGAGCUAACAUUUUAGGCAUCAACCUUAACAUCCCAAUUUCCCUUAGCUUGCUCCUCAACGUUUGUUCAAGGAACGUUCCUACUGGCUUCCAAUGCUAAAUCAUCACUGUUCCCUACAUAUUUUAUCGUCUUUCUUAUGGUGUUUGUGUUUGAUUUUAGAAAGUUAUGAUUUCUAUUAUUUACUCUGUGUUUUCAUUUGUAACUUUGUUGUUUAAAUUUCCUUGUGGGGAUUGAUAUAGAAUAAGUUUAAUACUUUUCUUCAAAUGUUUUUCUUAGGGAACUUUAGUAUCUUUAAGGGACAUGAAAAGACUUGUAUUAUUCAGCUUGUUUUAUUUCCUUACUUCUUGUUUCCUUGUCACUUUAUUUAUAAAAUCUCUGCAUCUAGUUAUGGCAAUAAA